This is a messenger RNA of Cokeromyces recurvatus, 418 nucleotides long. RefSeq lists its product as uncharacterized. The transcript is spliced from 4 exons. Bases 51 to 224 code for a protein of 57 amino acids. The record is from RefSeq and is a predicted model, not a curated record. Lineage: Eukaryota; Fungi; Mucoromycota; Mucoromycetes; Mucorales; Mucoraceae.
UUUAAGAGCAAAAAAAAUAAAAAAAAAACUAAUAUUUUAUAACGUUUUUUAUGCAUGGAUUAAGGAUGGGAACAAAAUUAUCGGUUGCGAAAAGCAUGCGCCGAAAACAACAAACAGAAGACAUUUUAAAUGCUAUAAUGGAAAAUGAUCUUGACCGAUUAAAAAUCUUGGCUCGAUGUCCAGGAGGAUUUGUUAAUGAUAAGCUUAGAAAAUACGUGUGGUAGGGUUCGUAGAGUAUACGAUUCCUAUAUAUCUAUUGUUAAUACCGUAUUUAGGCCAAUUUUAUUACAUACCCAUCAUGGACCCUAUAUUGCUGAAAAAGGAAGUGAAAAAGACUUGGCUGAUCCUCUACAAAUCACUAAAGACGUAGAGAGAUCGUUAUAUUAUUAUCCUCAAGAUAUUUCACCUGUACUUAAAG